CGGAAGUGGUUGCUGGUCGCUGCAGGGCAACACCCCGGCGUCCCUGGAAGCGGGGAGCCGGACACCCCGGCGUCCCUAGAAGUGGGGGGCCGGGGUGGUGCUGGGGAGGCGGCACAGAGCCAUCGUCCCAGAACUCCGGGUUGGGGACAGGUGAGACCUCCUCGGUAGCCCGGUUUGGUGGCGUGGCGGGGUCUCUGGGAUUGAGAUAGCUACGCCAGGCUGAAUCAUGGCUAGACGACCCAUCCUCUUAGGUGACCAGCUGGUUCUGGAGGAAGAUUCUGAUGAGACCUACAUCCCCAGCGAGCAAGAAAUCCUUGACUUUGCCAGAGUGAUUGGUAUCGACCCCAUCAAGGAACCAGAACUGAUGUGGCUGGCGAGGGAGGGGAUUGAAGCUCCAUUGCCCAAGGGCUGGAAACCAUGCCAGAACAUCACAGGUGACCUUUACUAUUUCAACUUUGACACCGGGCAGUCCAUUUGGGACCAUCCAUGUGAUGAGCACUAUCGGAAGUUGGUGAUCCAGGAGCGAGAGAAGUGGUUGGCUCCCGGGGCCGUAAAGAAGAAAGACAAGAAAAAGAAAAAGGAAAAGAAAAACAAGAAAGACAAAGAGACCUCCAAAAGUCCUCUGGAAACACAGCCCGAACAGGGACUUCUGCCUUCUUCCUCCUUUCUCCGUGGCCUGUCCCCUCUCCCAGCAACUGGGCUUGCUGAUCUGGACCUAGACCAAGAGGUGCAGGCUAGAAGUGAGGCCACUUUUAAGAAAGGGAGGAGCCUGUGUAUGCAGGGUGACACCCCGUGGCCUCUCAUGGGUGCCCUUCCUGGCAAGCUGCAGCCACUCUCCAAAGGCCAAGCUCCUCGGACCCACCAGAUCUUUGCUGAUGUGGAGAAAAUCUUAGGCAGGCCUCCGGUCCAGUGCAAGACAGACUUAGGAGACCCACAGAGUCUGGAGUCAACUCAGAAAGCAGCAGAGAAAUUCUACCUGGGAUUUUCAGACCCUGAAAUAGAAAAGCUGGAACUGAGGACCAGACAGCAGAAACCUGGCCCCGGGGGCGCUCCGAUCGCCGAGCCGCUCCAGAAUGGGCAGGAUGUGUUAGAGGGCAGGAGCCAGACUCCUGUCCAUUCUAAGCUUCCCGAAGCCUCCAGAGGCCUGCAGCUGAAGGGGGAUCAGCACAGUCACAGCAGAGCCAUGCGCUGCACUGGCCCUGGAGGGGACAAAGGUCAGAGCCCCGUUCCCUUGCCGUCCUCUGAGGAGGAGCCCUCCCGGUCCCUGGGUCCAUCUGACCACGUGCUCCCUGCCAGGAAAAGCAAGCUGUUUUUACUAGAGAGUAGCCCAGCAGAGGACUUGAACUGGCAGGGAGUUCCUGGGGAAGGUGGGGACCUGGGCAGGGGGAGGUGGAGGAGAGAGCCCCCGGGACUGUGGAGAGGACAGGUCUCCAGGCUCGUCAACAAGGAUACCACAGAGAGCUUCAAGGAACUGGAGCCUGCUGCUCCCAAGGUUCCAGAGGUCUUGGCUGAAGAUUCACCACAGGGCUUCUCCCUGAUGCCACUUGAUACCCUGGCAUCAGAACCAGUUCUGAGGCCCCCUUCAGGGGGUCCUGCCAGUAAAGAGAGGCACCAUCUCCCUGAGUCUCCAGAGUUUCCCAAUGAAGAGAGGAAGCCUAGUGUGCCCGGGGCUGACUCGGAUAGCAGUAGUGGAGGGGGGAGCAGCAUGGCCUCGCCCCUUGGCUCCCAGGUCCUGGGUGAGGUAAACAACUUCCCCUGGGACCUUCAGAGUCCCCAGGGUUGUGUUCCUAUCACGGGUCAGUCAGGCCCAGGGCCUAGAGAUGUGCAUUUCUGCCCUUUCCUGGUGCCUCAGUUGUCCCACACACAGAGCUCGGCUGAGGAGCAGUCAGAGAUUGAAGACUACUCUGAGGACCAGAGAUUCUACCAGCACAUCCUGCAGAUGGACAAGAUCUCCAGGCGGCGGAAGGGCCUGGGGCUGCCUGAGAACAUGCCGGAGAUGCCGUACAAAGACGUCGCCGGCAUGGUCUGCUGCAUGACCACAGAGUCUUCCAGGAUGUCUAGUGAGGGUGAACACAAGGCCGUCAGAGCUCAGGAGAGGGACCCGGGGUUACUGGCGUGGGGGCCGGGGCUGCUGGAGCACUCUCCGGAAGUGAUUUCUGCCCCUGCUGGGCAGGAGCUUUCUCAGCAAGCACAGGGCCAGCUAAGCAGUGGCCUCAGGCAGGGGCUGGUCCAGCCCAGUUCUGACACCGGGCUUGCUGCAGAGCCAAGCAAGAUGCAGCUUCUCAACCAGGUCCUGGGUUCCCCCUUAGCCCCAGUCCAGGCCCCUCUUUGGAGCCUGGCUCCCUUACGAGGCCCUGGGGACACCCCACCCUCUGCUCUUCGUGGACCUCAGAGUGUGAACCUGGGGAGCUUGGCAGAUUCCGGGCAGCUUGGGGAACCCACGCUGCCUCCACAGGGUCUCAAGACUGCUGCUGCUUGUGCAAAGGGUGCCUUGGGUUCCGCCCACGAGGGCAAGCAUGCUCUCAGCCUCCUGGCUUUAGGGGAGGAGACCAACGAGGAGGACAAGGAGGAGAGUGACAACCAGAGUGUCCGAAGCUCCAGUGAGCUUCUCAAGAACCUGCACCUGGACCUCAGUGCCCUGGGAGGUAACUUUGAGUACGAGGAGUCUCCAAGAAGCAGCCAGCCAGUGGACAAGAAGGAUGGUUCUCUUGACUCGGAUGCCGAUCGGCCCCCCACUCCUGGCAAGCUGUUCAGCCAGGGUGCUGACCGGAGUCUGGACAGCUCUGAUGGCAGCAGGUCCCGGGGAAGAGGGGCAAGUCCCUGGAACCUACAGAAAGAAAACGGGAGCAGCAAUCCCAAGGUUUCUGAGAGUCAGGUGGCUCCUGGGUUGGACCCUGGGGUUGAUCACCCUGCCAAGGCCUCUAAAAAGGAGCAGGCAGAGGAAGCCGUGGAGGCAGGAGAGGAGGGUUCCAGGAGGGAAACAGCCAAGGAAGCAUCCGCCCUGGAGGAGAGCACAUCAGAUGCCAGUGAGGAGUCAGAGGUCCUUGAACACCUGAAGGACCCACAGCUCUCUGAGUCCGAAGCUUCUGCCCCCAAGUCUUUCCUUGGCCUGGACUUUGGAUUCCGCAGCCGGAUCUCAGAGCACCUGCUGGAUGGUGACAUGCUUUCUCCGGCCGUGGGUGGAGCCUGCUGGGAGGCCCAGGAAUUAGGCCAGGAAGAACAAGACGGCAGCCAGUCCAGCAGAGCCGAGCCACAGAGCAAGCAUUCCCAAGUCUCUGAGAGGGAGCAGCUCCAGAGUGCCCUUCACAGCCAGGCCAGUGAGGAAGGGCCUCUGCAGACCCUGGAGGGGCAGCCUGAGCGGAAGGAAGCAGAGGAGCCUGGGAAGGACUCGGUAGCCAGCCCCAGCCCACCGGCCCCCCUCCAGAGGGAGCAGGUCCUGAGCCCACCUGCUUUCCCUGAGAGGGCUGAGGAAAAGCACUCCCAGGCCGAAGAGCUGGGCCUUGGGCAGCAAGAGGCUGAGGAGCCUGAGGAGAAGGUGGCAGUCAGCCCCGCCUCACCUGUCUCUCCAGAGGUGCAAACCACAGAGCCUGGAGCUCCCCAGAAGCAGUUCUCAGAGGCUAUACUGAAGGCCAUGGAAGAGGCCGUCACCCAGGAGCUGGAGGAAGACCAGAGGCGGCUGCUGGAGUUGCAGAAAGAGAGGCAGAAGCAGCUGGAAGAGAGGCUGUGGCGAGAGGAGGAGGAGGUGGUGCGGCUUCACCAGCAGAAGGAGAAAUCCCUCAGCCUCCUGAAGGCACAGCUGCAGAAAGCUGCUGAGGAGGAAGAGGCGGAAGAGGAGACUCGGAUAAGAGAGGAAGAAAGGCAGAGGCUGGCCCGCCUCCGGGCCCAGGUGCAGUCCAGUACAGAAGCAUUUGAGAACCAAAUUAGAGCUGAGCAAGAGGCCGCCCUGCAGAGACUUCGAGAAGAAUCAGAGACCCUCCAGAAGGCCGAAAGAGCCAGUUUGGAGCAGAAAAGCAAGAGGGUGCUGGAGCAGCUGAGGGAGCAGCUGGAGGCCGAGGAGAGGAGGGCCCAGGCUGCCUUGAAGGCGGAGAAGGAGGCUGAGAAGGAGGUGGUUCUGCAGCAGCUGAGGGAGCAGCUAGAAGAGGAGAGGAGAGAGGCAUUGGCAGGCCUAGAGAAGGAGCACAGUGCUGAGCUGGAGCGGCUCUGUUCCUCACUGGAGGCCAAGCACCGGGAGGUGGUCUCCAGCCUCCAGAAGAAGAUAGAGGGAGCUCAGCAGAAGGAGGAGGCCCAGUUACAGGAGAGCCUUGGGCGGGCAGAGCAGAGAGCUCACCAGAAGGUUCAUCAGGUGAUGGAGUACGAGCAAGAGCUCAGCAGCCUCCUUCGAGACAAGCGCCAGGAGGUGGAGAGGGAGCAUGAGAGGAAGAUGGACAAGAUGAAGGAGGAACACCGGCAAGUGAUGGCUGAGGCCAGAGAGCGCUAUGAAGCCGAGGAAAGAAAGCAGCGGGCUGAGCUCCUGGGGCACCUGACAGGAGAGCUGGAACGCCUGCGAAGGGCCCAUGAGCGAGAGUUAGAGAACAUGAGGCAGGAGCAGGACCAGCAGCUUGAGGACCUGAGGCGUCGGCACCGGGAUCAGGAAAGGAAAUUACAAGAUUUAGAGGUGGAUCUUGCAACCAGAACUAAAGAUGUCAAGGCCAGACGGGCUCAGCUGGAUGUCCAGGAGGAGAAUAUUCGCAGAGAGAAGCAACUACUCCUGGACGCGCAGAGGCAGGCUGCUCUGGAGAAGGAGGAAGCCACAGCCACCCAUCAGCACCUGGAAGAAGUGAAGAAAGAGCACGCCCACCUGGUGGAGUCGAAGCGGCAGCUGCGAAGGGUCAUCGAUGACCUGCGUGUCCGGCGGGUGGAGCUGGAGUCGCAGGUGGAUCUGCUGCAGACCCAAAGUCAGAGGCUGCAGAAGCACGUGAGUGGCCUGGAGGCUGAAGUACAAAGGAAGCAGGACAUGUUGAAAGAGCUGGCAGCUGAGAAGAAUGCAUCCUCACAUUUGGAGCCAGAUCUCCACAUUGACGACCUGAGGAAAUCCCUUGGCACAAAUGAAACCCAAGAGGUGUCCUCGUCUCUCUCCCAGAGCAAGGAGGAUAUCGACCCGUCCAUGGAUAGUGUCCGGCACUUCCUCUCUGCUGAGGGUGUAGCUGUGCGGAGUGCAAAGGAGUUCCUGGUGCGCCAGACCCGCUCCAUGCGGAGGCGGCAGACGGCACUGAAGGCCGCCCAGCAGCAUUGGCGCCAUGAGCUGGCUAGUGCCCAGGAGAUGGAUGAAGACCUCCCAGGCACCACAGUCCUGGAAAACGUGCGCAAGAACUUGGAUGAGGAGCACCGGCACCUGGAUGAGAUGAAGUCAGCCAUGCGGAAAGGUCAUGACCUGCUGAAGAAGAAAGAAGAGAAGCUGAGCCAGCUGGAAUCUUCUCUACAGGAAGAGGUCUCUGACGAGGACACUCUGAAAGGAUCCUCUAUCAAGAAGGUGACCUUUGAUCUCAGUGACAUGGAAGACUUCAGCAGUGAGAGUUCUGAGUCCUGCCCCCUGCCUCACAUCACCUCGACCCCAAGUUCGGCCGAUCCCAACAAGAUCCAUUACCUGAGCAGUUCCCUUCAGCGGAUCAGCAGUGAGCUGAAUGGCGUGCUGAGUGUGCUGGGCAGCCUCAACUCCCAGCCGCCGCCGCCGCCACAGGGCCUCAGCGGCCAGCCCCCGCCUCCGCCCCUCCCCUCCUCCCUUCGGUCCUCCAAGAGCGCCCCUGCCCCUGCCUACUCCCUCCUGACGAAGCCCUCGCCCUCAUCGUCUGUCACAUCCACGUCCACCCAGUGGGCCUGGGACCCAGGACAGGGCACCAAGCUCUCCUCCUCGUCGAAAACGGUGGACGACUUCCUGCUGGAGAAGUGGCGCAAGUAUUUCCCCUCUGGCAUCCCGUUGCUCAGCGGCUGCCCUCCCCCACUGGAGAACAAGCUGGGCUACGUGUCUGUAAGUGAGCAGCUCCACCUCCUGCAACGUUCCCAUUCUCGAGUCCCCAGCAUGGACAGUGUCAGCGUCCAGAACAUGAUAGAGUCUAACCGGAAGUGGCUGGAACAUUUCAGGAAUGACCCCAAGGUACAGCUCUUCCCCUCGGUGCCCAAACCGACAACCACUUCGAACUUACUGCAGCUGGGUCUGGAUGAGAACAACAGACUGAAUGUGUUUCACUAUUGAGCCCCAUGGGGGGCCGGGCAGCGACCUCGUCCUCCUCUCCACCAAGUGCCUGAGGAUCCCCAGCACUUUAUUUCCCUCCGAUCAGGCAUGUGUGCUCCACCCAGGACUUGGAGGAACCACCGGGAGGGUGGUGGAAAGCCCAGCAGGACUGUGAGCAACCACACACGCUUCGCCCACGGACUGUCCUGAAUAUUCAGGAAUAUGCGGACGUCUGCAAGCUUCUGCGUUGAAGUGGCUGCUGAGGACUUCAGGGAUGUGGCCACCUUCAAUCAAAGCAACUGCCUUGGGAGGCCUAGGGAGUCUCCUCGGAGGUUGGGUUCCUGGCCUUCAAGCCUUGCUGAGGGCUCUCAUAGCGUGGAGAGUGUGGUCCUUUGUUCAGGACAGUCCCCUAGCAUGGCUAUGCCCUGGAACUGGGCAGUGCGGGGGGCCCGUAGCUGUCUUUCUGAUACCUCAGCCCCGUAAGGGCCGCACCACUUCCUCUCUUUUUGCCUUUUUUCCUUUUUAAUGUCUGCUUUUGGCUAUCUCAGGUUUGGGCUCAGCUGCCUGAGUCCUGCUGGAGUUGUUAGAGGGCCCCCGAUGUCCUGCUCUUCUCCCUCAGCCGGCACCCGGCUUUCCUCAGGGCGAGCAGCCUCCCCUCCCUUAGGAUGCCCUCUGGAGCUCGCCCUUGCUCUCAGGUCUCUUCAGGAAGCCACAAAGAAAGCCAUAGGAAAAGACGGGCAAGGCUUCUGCUCCGUCUUGAUAUUUCUCUUCCUACGACAUCCCUCGUGUACCUGCGAGCCCUGUUUCCAUCGGGGCCUUCUGCCUGGGCCACCCCGACCCCAGUCCACCUGUCAACCCUCCCCAGAGCUCGGUGGAAGGGCCGACUGGUGUCUGGUACUGGCAGGGACUGCCUUGGCCAGUUGGUGCUUCUGGCACAGCCUCUACAGCCCCACACCCCCAGCGGGCUCUGCAGGCGAUGUUCUCGGCAUCUGUCUCAUUGUUUAAACGAAAUGCCCUCAUUUUUCUUGUCUUGAGAAGCUGCGGGUUGCCUUCGCCCCUGCAGCCCACAGAACCCGACUCUCACUGCUCAUCGCUCAUUUCUUUGCCAUGGAAUAAGACACGAAGAACCAGUUGGCUUUUACCCUCUUCGAUAUUUUUUAGUCAUCAGCCGACCAGACACAGAAAAGUCCAUUUUGUUAUUUGUUCCACUCUGUGUGCCUUGAGAACAGCUCUUGUGGUACAACCCACCCUGGUGACAAUCCUGGGUGUUUUUGCAUCUAUUAAAUCUCUGCAAGUCGGUUUUCUAUAA
Peromyscus leucopus (white-footed mouse) is the source of this 7517-nucleotide messenger RNA. It is a transcript of the gene Cep164, whose product is annotated as centrosomal protein 164. Gene Ontology annotation, molecular function: protein binding. The record is from RefSeq and is a predicted model, not a curated record. Bases 227 to 6229 code for a protein of 2000 amino acids. The transcript has 33 exons. NCBI's taxonomy places the organism in Eukaryota, Metazoa, Chordata, Mammalia, Rodentia, Cricetidae.